AUGGCAUUCGCACCAGCUCCCGAACCAAAGAGCCUGCUUGGCUAUCACCGCAUCCUUGCGCCCACCGCAGGUGCUAGGGUGUCACCACUAUGUCUGGGAGCCAUGAAUUUCGGCGACGCCUGGAAGGAAUUCAUGGGCGAGUGCAACAAGGAGACCACCUUCGCCAUGCUCGACUUCUUCUACGAGAACGGUGGAAACUUCAUUGACACCGCGAACAACUACCAAGGCGAGGAGAGUGAAACAUGGAUUGGUGACUGGAUGAAGGAGCGCAACAACCGUGAGGAGAUGUUCAUCGCGACCAAGUUCACGACCAUGUAUCUGUCCGGCAAGGGCGGCGAGAAGAUCAAGUCAAACUUCCAGGGCAACCACACCAAGAGCCUGCGCGUCUCACUCGAGGCCAGCUUAAAGAAGCUGCAGACCGAAUACAUCGACCUGCUCUACCUCCACUGGUGGGACUUCACAACCUCCAUCGAGGAAGUCAUGCAGUCACUCAACCAACUGGUUGUCAACGGCAAAGUCCUCUACCUCGGCAUCUCCGACACGCCCGCCUGGAUCGUCUCGAAGUGCAACCAGUACGCGCGCGACCACGGCCUGCGCCAGUUCUCGGUCUAUCAGGGCCGUUGGUCCGCCGCCAACCGCGACUUCGAGCGCGAUAUCCUCCCGAUGGCGCGCGCCGAGGGCAUGGCGUUGGCGCCGUGGGGCGCGCUCGGUGGCGGCAAAUUCAAGACUGAGGAGCAGCGGAACAGUGGUGAGGGACGGAAUAUGGGGCCGGCGAGCGAGAAGGACAUCCAGAUCUCGAAGGCGCUGGAGAAGAUUGCAAAUGAGAAGGGCACGAUCAUCACGAGCGUGGCCCUGGCAUACGUCAUGCACAAGACGCCCUACGUCUUCCCCAUUAUCGGUGGCCGCAAGGUCGAUCAUCUCAAGGGCAACAUCGAAGCGCUAGGCCUCGAGCUUUCAGAAGAAGAGAUCGACGAGAUUGACAACGCGGCACCGUUCGACGUCGGCUUCCCGCUCAACUUCCUCUUCGAGUUCAUGGGCGGCAAGUACAACGUCAAGGCCGAUGCUUCGGAUAUUGGACUCCUCAAGCCGGCGGGACCUCUGGAUACUGUGAAGAACCCAAGCCCGAUCAAGCCGCACCACCAGAAGCAUUAG
Molecule: messenger RNA, 1152 nt
Organism: Coniosporium apollinis CBS 100218
Lineage: Eukaryota; Fungi; Ascomycota; Dothideomycetes
Exons: 7
Coding region: 1-1152 (383 amino acids)
Source: RefSeq, a predicted model, not a curated record